CCCGCCUCGCGAGACUUUGGCGGCGCAGCAAUGGCCAGAGCAUGCCGCGUCACUGCUCGGCCGCCGGCUGCUGCACUCGGGACACCCGCGAGACGCGCAACCGCGGCAUCUCCUUCCACAGACUCCCCAAGAAGGACAACCCGAGGCGAGGCUUGUGGCUGGCCAACUGCCAGCGGCUGGACCCCAGCGGGCAGGGCCUGUGGGACCCCGCGUCCGAGUACAUCUACUUCUGCUCCAAACACUUCGAGGAGAACUGCUUUGAGCUGGUGGGAAUCAGCGGCUACCACAGGCUGAAGGAGGGCGCCGUCCCCACCAUAUUUGAGUCUUUCUCCAAGCUGCGCCGCACGGCCAAGACCAAGGGGCACAGCUUCGCGGCCGGGCCGCCGGACGUCAGCAGGCUGCGGCGAUGCAGGAAGCGCUGCUCUGAAGGCCGAGGGCCCACGACCCCGUUCUCUCCACCCCCACCCGCCGAUGUCGCCUGCUUUCCAGUGGAAGAGGCCUCAGCACCUGCCACUUUGUCAGCAUCCCCAGCCGGGAGGCUGGAGCCAGGCCUCAGCAGCCCCUUCUCUGACCUCCUGGGCCCCCUGGGUGCCCAAGCCGAAGAAGCAGGCUGUAGCGCCCAGCCAUCGCCAGAGCCCCAGCCCUCGGCACUCGAGCCCCGGCCUGUGUCCCCAUCGGCCUACAUGCUACGCCUGCCGCCGCCUGCCGGAGCCUACAUCCAAAACGAGCACAGCUACCAGGUGGGCAGCGCACUGCUCUGGAAGCGGCGGGCCGAGGCGGCCCUGGACGCCCUGGACAAGGCCCAGCGGCAGCUGCAGGCAUGCAAGCGGAGGGAGCAGCGGCUGCGCCUGCGGCUGACUAAGCUGCAGCAGGAACGGGCACGGGAGAAGCGGGCACAGGCCGAUGCCCGGCAGACUCUGAAGGAGCACGUGCAGGACUUUGCCAUGCAGCUGAGCAGCAGCAUGGCCUGAGUCGGGGCUGGGCACGGGGGCUGCAAUAAAGUACAUUCCUGCA
This is a messenger RNA of Ochotona curzoniae (black-lipped pika), 1014 nucleotides long. RefSeq names its product THAP domain containing 7 (gene THAP7). Gene Ontology annotation, cellular component: nucleus. NCBI's taxonomy places the organism in Eukaryota, Metazoa, Chordata, Mammalia, Lagomorpha, Ochotonidae. The record is from RefSeq and is a predicted model, not a curated record. The coding region runs from base 42 to 971 and encodes 309 amino acids. Gene Ontology annotation, biological process: regulation of DNA-templated transcription. The transcript has 5 exons.